UAUAUCUAUAUAUAUAAGCUGCUGAGCUAUUUUUUUUUAACGAUGGAUACGCACACCCGGUGGAAAACGAGGACUUGCAUUCGGGACUUUGCAUUGAAGUUAUCAGUACUAAUUAUUUGUUUCACAGUUUACACCAAUGCAGCUGAACCAGCGGAUAUCUUGAAGAUUUUAGAUUUUGCAUCGUUCCCUGAAGGUAUAGAGAAGACGACAGGUAUGUGCGAGCCCAGAAGAUCAUCAAAGGGAGCAGAUGUUGCCUACAAAGUUCGGAAAGAAGCUCAGCUCAGUGCACCAACCAAACAGAUAUAUCCAAAAUCCCCCUUUCCCGAGAAUUUCUCUAUCCUGACAACACUAAGAGCCAAAAAGGGAAGGGGCUCGUUCCUGCUCUCCAUCUACAACGAGCAGGGAAUCCAGCAACUGGGGGUGGAGAUUGGGCGGAGUCCCAUCUUCCUGUAUGAAGAUCAAACUGGGAAACCAAGUGCCGAGAACUACCCGGUCUUCAAUGGCAUCAACCUGGCGGAUGGCAAGUGGCACCGAAUUGCUAUCAGCGUCCACAAGAAGACAGUCACCCUGAUCCUGGACUGCAAAAAGAAAUCGACCAAAGCCCUAGAGAGGAGCAAGAGGCCGGUCGUCGACACCAAUGGCAUUUUUGUGUUCGGCACCAGAAUCCUGGAUGAAGAUGUCUUUGAGGGGGAUAUCCAGCAACUGAUGCUGGUGUCAGACCACCGAGCGGCGUACGAUUACUGUGAACACUACAGCCCUGACUGCGAGACCCCCAUUCCUGAGGCCGUGCAAUCCCAGGACCCCAACCAGGGGGACUAUGAGGAUCUGGAGGGGAAUUAUUAUUACGAAUAUCCUUAUUAUGAAAACUUCCCGGAUGAUUACAAAGACGGACCCACCGAGAGGACACUGGAGCCAGAGUACGGGGAGGUCACGGGCUCCCUCACCGAAGACGAGGAGGAGGGGACGGUGACGACGGCGGUGGGGGAGGAAGAGGCAGUGUUGGAGGGAACGGCGAACACCGAGGUGGAGGAGAAAAAGACAGAGGAAACGGGGAACGUGGAAGGAGAACGCUCGGUGGUGCACGUGACCAACAGCGCAGACAAUUACGAGCCGGAGGAGCUGACCGACGACUAUUAUCAUUACAAUUACAAUUACAAUUACAACGAUACCUACGGCUAUGGCGAAGAGAAUCCCACAGAUGGGGACAACAGCUUGGACAAUGACCUCUCUGUCACCCAUGAAGCAACAAGCAACCACAGCAAGGUGGAGGUGGAGAAGAAGCAAGAUCACGGAUCGGGUUGGAACAACACGUUCACGGAGGAGGUGGUCACGGACGAGAAUCUGGAUGACCAGUACGAGGUGUAUUAAUUACGACGACGAGGAUACCGACUCGGUGAUCGGCAACGGAUCCCGGCAACAACCGAUGCUGAGUACGCCAGGCAGGGGAACGGCGUGAGGGGAGAGAAGGGCCAGAAAGGGGAGCCGGCCGUCAUCGAGCCGGGAAUGCUGAUCGAGGGUCCCGUUGGGCCUGAAGGCCCGGCUGGUAGAACCGGCCACUCGGGCUCCCCCGGACCCCCAGGCCCCAUCGGGGACCCCGGUGACAGAGGGCUCCCAGGCCGGUCGGGCCUCCCAGGAGCUGAUGGAUUACCGGGACGCCCUGGGACCAUGCUCAUGCUGCCGUUCCGGUUUGGGGCGAGCGGUGGAGAUAAAGGGCCCUCUGUGUCUGCUCAGGAAGCUCAAGCACAGGCCAUCCUACAACAAGCCCGGCUGGCGAUGAGAGGCCCAUCCGGUCCCAUGGGGCUGACUGGCCGUCCAGGGCCUUUAGGGCCGCCUGGCAGCUCGGGGCUGAAAGGUGAAUUGGGAGACUCGGGGCCUCAGGGUCCUCGCGGGACUCAGGGACCCCCAGGCCCUGGGGGAAAGCCAGGCCGCAGGGGCCGGUCAGGGGCGGACGGAGCGAGAGGAAUGCCAGGAUUAUCAGGACCAAAGGGUGAACGCGGUUUUGAUGGGUUGCCAGGGUUACCUGGUGAGAAGGGGAACAGGGGAGACUCAGGCCCACAAGGUGCAACUGGACCAUUGGGAGAUGACGGCGAGCGAGGCGAUGAUGGAGAAGUGGGUCCCCGUGGUCUCCCGGGCGAGCCUGGUAGUCGUGGUUUACUUGGACCAAAAGGACCCUCAGGACUCCCUGGACAGACUGGUGUUACGGGAAUGGAUGGACAUCCUGGUCCUAAGGGAAGCCAGGGUCCCCAAGGUGAGCCUGGACCCCCCGGACAGCAGGGUAACCCAGGGGCUCAGGGUCUCCCUGGUCCCCAAGGAGCGAUUGGUCCCCCAGGCACUAAAGGUCCAACUGGCAAACCAGGGCUUCCAGGCAUGCCCGGACUCGAUGGCCCACCCGGUCAUCCUGGCAAAGAGGGUCCUUCCGGAGACAAAGGCAGCCCGGGUCCCCCAGGUCCCCAGGGACCGAUUGGCUAUCCAGGGCCUCGUGGGAUCAAGGGAGCUGAUGGGAUUCGUGGAUUGAAAGGAACCAAAGGUCUUAAGGGUGAAGAAGGCUUCCCAGGAUUCAAAGGCGACAUGGGAAUAAAGGGCGACAGAGGGGAGCUCGGGCCUCCGGGACCCAGGGGCGAGGACGGGCCUGAGGGCCCUAAAGGUCGUACGGGCCCCAUCGGAGAGUCAGGGCCAGCAGGACCCGUGGGUGAGAAGGGCAAGCUGGGAGUGCCAGGCUUACCGGGGUACCCGGGUCGACAAGGGCCGAAGGGUUCCAUCGGAUUCCCAGGGUUCCCAGGAACAAACGGGGAGAAAGGAGCGAGGGGUACACCAGGGAAACCAGGUCCAAGGGGACAGAGGGGCCCGACGGGCCCACGUGGUGAGCGAGGCCCAAGAGGUUCCACAGGAAAGCCUGGCCCUAAGGGUACCUCAGGGAAUGAUGGACCGCCCGGGCCAUCAGGCGAGAGGGGGCCUCCAGGACCUCAAGGACCCACUGGAUUUCCAGGUCCCAAAGGCCCUCCCGGCCCGGCAGGGAAGGAUGGUUUGCCCGGACACCCAGGGCAGCGAGGUGAAACCGGUUUCCAGGGCAAAACAGGCCCCCCUGGGCCUCCUGGUGUGGUUGGACCACAGGGCGCCACGGGAGAAACAGGCCCACUCGGGGAACGUGGUCACCCAGGACCUCCUGGCCCUCCAGGGGAGCAGGGCCUUCCUGGGUCGGCUGGCAAAGAAGGUUUGAAGGGUGACCCUGGUCCAUCCGGACCUCCCGGCAAGGAUGGACCCCCAGGACUCCGAGGCUUCCCUGGUGAUCGAGGUCUUCGUGGCCCUGUUGGUAACCUCGGUCUGAAGGGCAGCGAAGGGCCUCCAGGUCCCCCAGGCCCAUUGGGCUCCCCAGGCGAUCGAGGACAAGCCGGCCCAGCGGGUCCCAUUGGCCUGCCAGGGCGGCCCGGACCUCAAGGACCUCCGGGACCUGGUGAAAAGGGAGCCCCGGGUGAGAAAGGACCCCAGGGGCCAGCAGGCCGAGACGGUAUCCAGGGCCCAGUAGGUCUUCCUGGCCCAGCAGGUCCUUCAGGCCCUCCAGGUGAAGAUGGAGACAAGGGUGAAAUUGGCGAGCCAGGUCAGAAGGGAAGUAAAGCUGAAAAGGGAGAGCAGGGUCCACCUGGCCCUUCAGGUCCUCAAGGCCCAAUUGGACAGCCCGGCCCGGCUGGUGCUGACGGUGAGCCUGGACCCAGAGGGCAACAGGGUCUCUUUGGCCAGAAAGGAGAUGAAGGUCCAAGGGGUUUCCAUGGUCCUCCCGGUCCAGUUGGUCUUCAGGGAUUACCAGGCUCAGCAGGUGAUAAAGGUGAAACGGGAGAUGUGGGUCCAAUGGGUCCCCCUGGCCCUCCAGGACCCAGAGGUCCCUCCGGUGCUCCAGGAGCAGAUGGACCUCAAGGUCCUGCUGGAGGAAUCGGAAAUCCCGGAGCAGUGGGAGAGAAGGGAGACUCCGGUGAAUCAGGCGCACCUGGCCCUCCUGGGGACAUUGGGUUUCCGGGUCCCAAAGGAGAGCGAGGAGAGAAAGGUGAGGCUGGACCUUCUGGUUCUGCUGGUCCUCCAGGGCCUAAAGGACCUCCCGGUGACGAUGGUCCAAAGGGCAGCCCUGGUCCGGUUGGCUUCCCCGGCGACCCAGGACCCCCUGGAGAGUCUGGUCCUCCUGGUCAAGAUGGACCUCUCGGUGACAAGGGUGAAGAUGGUGAACCUGGUCAGACGGGUUCUCCUGGUCCCACUGGUGAGCCUGGUCCUCCUGGGCCCCAGGGUAAGAGGGGUCCGACUGGUCUACUCGGCCCUGAAGGGAGAGAGGGAGAGAAAGGAGCUAAGGGUGACACUGGUCAUGAAGGUCCUCCUGGUAAAACAGGCCCGGUCGGUCCACAGGGCUCACCGGGCAAGCCAGGCCCAGAAGGUCUCCGAGGAAUCCCAGGCCCUGUGGGUGAACAAGGCUUGCCAGGCUCUUCGGGUCCCACGGGUCCUCCCGGCCCAAUGGGUCCCCCUGGAUUGCCAGGCCUCAAAGGAGAUCCUGGUCCUAAGGGAGAGAAGGGACACCCUGGUCUAAUCGGUUUAAUCGGGCCUCCUGGAGAGCAGGGUGAGAAGGGUGACCGAGGUCUCCCAGGUCCUCAGGGAUUGGGAGGUCAUAAAGGAGACACGGGUGUCCAUGGCCCCUCCGGCCCUCUUGGACCUCCCGGCCCACCUGGCUUGCCUGGCCCCCCUGGUCCCAAAGGCUCCAAAGGCUCCAGUGGUACGACUGGUACUAAAGGUGAAACAGGAAUCCCCGGUCCCGCUGGGCCACCUGGCCCUCCUGGAGAAGUGAUCCAGCCUUACCCAAUGCAAGCCUCAAAGAGAGCCAAGCGGUCCAUCGAUGCCAGCCAAUUCCUGGACGGAGGGAAUCCUGACAAUUACCUGGACUAUGCUGACGGCAUGGAGGAGAUCUUUGGCUCUCUGAACUCCUUGAAACUGGAGAUCGAGCAAAUGAAACACCCAAUGGGCACGCAGAACAACCCUGCGCGUACCUGCAAGGAUCUGCAGCUCUGCCACCCGGAUUUCCCUGAUGGUGACUAUUGGAUCGAUCCUAACCAAGGCUGUUCCAAAGAUUCCUUCAAAGUCUUCUGCAACUUCACAGCCGGAGGAGAGACGUGCAUCUUCCCCGAUAAGAAAUCUGAGGGAGCUAGAAUUACCAGCUGGCCAAAGGAAAUACCAGGCUCCUGGUUCAGUGAAUUCAAGCGUGGUAAACUGCUCUCCUAUGUGGACGCUGACAGCUACCCCAUCGGGGUGGUGCAGAUGACAUUCCUCAAACUCCUGAGCGCGUCCGCCAGUCAGAACCUCAGUUACGUGUGCCACCAGAGCGUGGCUUGGUACGAGGAGGCCACUGACAGCUACGACAAAGCCAUCCGCUUCCUGGGCUCCAACGACGAGGAGAUGUCCUACGACAACAACCCCUACAUCCAGGCCAUCGCUGACGACUGUGCGUCAAAGAAAGGCUACCAGAAAACGAUAUUAGAGAUAAACACUCCGAAGGUGGAGCAACUGCCCUUCAUCGAUGUCAUGUUCAACGACUUUGGAGAAUCAGGCCAGAAGUUUGGCUUCAAGAUUGGACCUGUGUGCUUUGCCGGGUAAACGGAGCCGCCAAAAAGAGAGAGAGAGAGAGAGAGGACUUCGGCAGAUCACAAACGUAUGUUCGGAAAAAAAAAACACAAAGAAAUUUGACAAAAAAAAUCACCCGAAGAAAAAAAAGGCUGAAAUCGUCUCCGCAUCACAACAUUGUAACCUCAUUGUGCUUUUGUCACAUGCACGUUCCGAACCUGGAGCGGCACAGAGCUGGAGCCCGACGUUCUACCCUGCCCCCCCACCCUCACCCACCCCCCCGCUGGCGCUGCCGAAGAAAGCCCUGUGAAUCUUCAACUUCCCCUUAUUCGCUCCCCCCACACCCACAUCCUCCCCAUGACCCUCC
Messenger RNA from Callorhinchus milii (elephant shark), 5956 nucleotides. RefSeq names its product procollagen, type V, alpha 1 (gene col5a1). Gene Ontology annotation, molecular function: extracellular matrix structural constituent. Lineage: Eukaryota; Metazoa; Chordata; Chondrichthyes; Chimaeriformes; Callorhinchidae. The record is from RefSeq and is a predicted model, not a curated record.